Messenger RNA from Amyelois transitella, 2685 nucleotides. RefSeq names its product ankyrin-3 (gene Atac3). The coding region runs from base 149 to 1531 and encodes 460 amino acids. Gene Ontology annotation, biological process: positive regulation of transcription by RNA polymerase II. Gene Ontology annotation, molecular function: transcription cis-regulatory region binding; protein binding. Gene Ontology annotation, cellular component: nucleus. Lineage: Eukaryota; Metazoa; Arthropoda; Insecta; Lepidoptera; Pyralidae. The record is from RefSeq and is a predicted model, not a curated record. The transcript has 11 exons.
AUUUGACAUUUUUAGCUUCCGCUUUAUUUUGCUAAAAUAUAAUUUCGUUUUAACAAUAAUAAUGAGUUUAUUAAAAUAUUGUGAUGGUUAAACACAUUACUGCAACAAGGUCGUUUAGAUAAAUUGAUUGAAGUGCGAGCUCUUCAUCAUGACAAGUGACAUGAGCACAGAAGAUGUAGUUGUCUGCAUCUCCUCUCCACAGAUGAUACCACCGGACGGUGGGGGAAGCAGCCGGGCGGCGGCGUCGUCGGCGUGCGUGGAGCUCGGGCGGCGGCUGCUGCUGGCGGCGCGCGCCGGCCACACCGAGCUCGUGCUGCAGCUCAUGGCCAAGGGCGCGCCCUUCACCACCGACUGGUUAGGCACAUCACCACUCCACCUGGCGGCCAUGAACAACCACACGGAAACCUGCGCGGUGUUGCUCCGAGCGGGGGUGUCGCGUGACUCUCGUACUAAAGUGGAGCGGACUCCUUUACACAUGGCGGCGUAUGCGGGACACGCCGAUGUUGUCACGCUGUUGUUAGAUCACGGAGCAGCUGUUGAUUGCAAAGACAUGCUGCGCAUGACGCCGCUGCACUGGGCGGCGGGGCGCGGGCAGGCGCGCGCGGCGGGCGCGCUGCUGGCGCGCGGCGCGGCGCUGGCGGCGCGCUGCAAGUUCCGCCGCACGCCGCGCCAGCUCGCGCUGGCCGCCGGACACCUCGACAUCGUGCAGAUGAUUGACGCCGAGGCCGCCAGCAGGCAGAGGAAUGAGGGGCUCAGGGUGGUAACAGAAGAGCCCCCUCGAACUAUAGUAACGACGCCGAAGCGAGUCAAAACUUCUGUGAAAGACGAGUCAAUACAACAAGAGACUAUACAGCUACCUACUAACCAAGGAUUCGCCACUAUACAUAGAAUACAAGAAAUUAAACCAAACACCAAAACGAAACAACCGGAGUCACCACCUAAAAGCGAACCAAAUACAGAGAAUAACGCAUCGGAAGAGAGUUCAGCCGCCGCGUUACUGCGCCGCCACGGCAUCACGCUGCUGCCGGCCGACCCCGGCAGCACCGUGCUCACCGCGCUGCAGAGCGGCCGCACCGUGCUGCUCUCAGACGCGGGUAAGCUAAUGCUGAAAGAGAGCAGUCCUCAGGCGUCGGUGCCCGCGUCUCCGGCCAACAACAAAGGCUACAAAGUGUUCACGUUGAACAACAAGCUGGUGUUGCCGCAGCAGGCCAACAAGAAUAUAUCUAAUGUUCAGGUGUCGCAAGUGAAGCUGGUGCAGCUGCCGGGCGGGCGCGUGGUGUCCCCGCGGAGGCCCGUCCGCGCGCCCGGCGGCCGGCUCGGCGCCACGCCCGUCAAGAUCAUCGUCAACAAAUCGCAGUCCUCAGAUUCAUCAGAACAAGCCGGGAUCAAGCACGGCGUCAUCAGCGAUGACGACGACAAGGACUCCCUGAGGAGUCAGCUGCAGGCGGCGAGGAAGGCCAUAGCGGCGCUCACGGCGGAGCUGGCGUCCUGCAAAGCGAAGCUGGCCGCCUUCGAGCAACGACACACGUAAACGUCAACAUGUGGGUGGUCGCAACGGGAAAAUAGUAAAAGAAAAAAAACUAAUGACGCAAAGGAAUGCAAGCCAAAAGUCGUAGUCUCUGCGCACCCCUCCGGGGGAGAAGCGGUUAUAUGUAUGUAUAUAGACAGAGGUGAAACUGAAAAACAAUGAAGCUGAUGAUGGAAAUUGUAUGUUUUUUUUGCGUAACCACUCACAGUAAAAGGGAUUACUUGCCAAUAAAUAAGUAUUAAUAGAAAAGGGAUGAAUGGAGUAUAUUUCACUCCAUCGAUAAGAGGCCUUAAACAAAAAGUUUUAUCCCGUAACAGACUUGUAAAAACUGCGGAAAGUAAAAUAGAUUUAGGCUUUUUCAACAUUUAAUCGUCAAAUGUAAGCCCAGAUUUCUUUUUGUAGUCAGUGAAAUAAAGAUUUACCCUAAACACUUAAUAGUGAAGUGAAUAUUGUAAAUAAUGUACUACAUAGUAGUAUUAGGUUAUGUAAAGCCUCGACUUUCAAAUUGAAGACUGUUUAUCGUUUAUUCUAAAUUGAUGCUUAUAAAACCCUGAUCAUACUAAUAUACAUAAAUGCGAAAGUAUGUUUGUCUGACGCUUACGUGUCUAACUGUUUGGUUUUGUUGAAAUUUUGUAUGAUUAUUCAAGUAAAUAAUAAGUUUGCACAAUUUUUCCUUAUAAAAAGUACUAGCUGCGCCCCGGAACUUCGCUCCCGUAGGAAUUUCGGGAUGAAAAUACUUAGUUUGGUUGUUAGUUCUAGGUUAUAAAUACUUACUACCCGUGAAAGAGUAACAAACGGACAAACUUUCGCAUUUAUUAUAUGUAAUGAUAGGAUAGCGCAACUGAAUAAUUAAAUGUGCGUACUUAUAUGACUUCUUGAAAUCAAUCUAUAUUGGUUUAGCUCUUUUUUUUUACUAUGACUGUUGGGAAAAGAAUCGGUCUAGAAUUGACUAAAUUUGUACAGACAUAGUAUAAGUUUUAAAUUCAAUGUUAUUGGUAUUUUCUGCAGUCGUGUUGUCAUUCUUAACAAAUAUAAUUUGUGAUUGCUGUGAAAUUUCGGUUAUGUGGAAUUCAGUCAUUUUUUUUAUUUUUAUAUUGUAAAAUAGUUGUAAGGUCAACAGUUAUGUUUAUCAAGUUUAACAUUUUAAGGUUGUAAAA